GCAAAAGCAAGAAGGCUGCUUCUAUGUGGUCCCCAGGGCUAUUCAGGAAAACUGAUCAAAUCCACGUCUUGAAUUUUAAGUAUCCUAUUCUAUUCUAUUGCUGAUCCCAAAGGUACUACUGGACAGAUGCAAAUCCGAGCGGUAUAAUUCCGGACGAGGACCCGGACUGGGAGAAUUUGCUACAUUUUCUCCCGCCUCUGGCCUUUUCCCGCCUCGUUUUCGCAACCGCGUCUGCUGGAGGCGUAACUAAAAAGCUGCCGCACAUCAACCGGGAGGAAGAUCCCUCGAAAUUAUCGAGGCGGCCGGGAGCGGUCGGGCGCACCGUGAGGCUGGCGGCCGCGCAAGGGGACCAAGAGACACCCGAAGCCUUUUGGGGAGUCCCGGCUGUAGGUUGCUUACAAAGCCACGUUCAGGGUCAGCAAAUUAGAUUUGCUAUCUGGAUGCUUAGCUGCGCCUCAGGGAGUUUUUACAGCAGCAGGAUUCCUUCCUUCUUGGGAGCGGAUUGCAGACAGGAGGAUGGAUGACGUAAGGGAACACCCAUUUCUCCCCCAUUGAAACCACAAGAUCAGAUUGUAUUCAGCUUUUCAACUGUGACUAAAAGACACACUCAGUUAUGGACUGGGGAGCUCUACAAGCCAUCUUAGGAGGUGUAAACAAACAUUCCACCAGCAUUGGGAAAAUCUGGCUCACUGUCCUGUUUAUUUUCCGUGUUAUGAUUCUUGUAGUUGCAGCGGAAAAUGUCUGGGGAGACGAGCAACAUGAUUUCUCUUGUAAUACCCUACAACCUGGUUGUAAAAAUGUCUGCUAUGACGAGCAUUUCCCAGUUUCUCAUAUUAGACUUUGGGCUCUCCAACUUAUCUUUGUCUCUACUCCUGCUCUGUUGGUGGCCAUGCACGUGGCAUUCAGAAGGCAUAAGAAAAAACAGGAAUGCAGACAAAGGAAGAUGGACAUUGAAGAUCUCAAAACGCAACGGUUUCAUAUUGAGGGUCCUCUGUGGUGGACAUAUACUAGUAGCAUUUUUUUCCGAAUUAUCUUUGAGGUAGCCUUCAUAUAUAUAUUUUACUACAUAUACAGAGGCUAUCAAAUGCCUCGGGUAGUGAGAUGUACUGCUUUUCCUUGCCCAAAUACAGUUGACUGUUUUAUUUCCCGACCCACUGAAAAAACAGUAUUUACCGUUUUUAUGCUUGCGGUUUCGGGCGUUUGUAUGUUUUUAAAUGUGCUUGAAUUAUCUUAUUUAGUGAUAAAGUUUUGCACGAAGAAGACAAGAAAUGUAAAUUCAAUGUCUAAUCAUUAAAUGUCUAUAUUAUUGAUCUUUUAUUUUGUAUUAAUUGUAAACAUUAGUCAACAAUACCACCAGUCAUCAUGAAAAUUGUAUGGAAUCUUAUUUUAAUAGCCAUAAUUAUAUUGUUGGAAGAAAAGAAAAGCCAAAUUUUACUACUGAAAUUAUUCCAAGAACGAUGCUUCUAAACAGCUAAUUAGCUUCUAAACAGCUAAUUUGUUUUUAAUGACUAGAUAAUAUUCUAAAUGCUUUUAAAUUAAUUGGCUGAUAUCCAUCUUCUAAAUUCAUUAUUUAAUACACGCCCACAAUCCUCAAACACAUCUAUAUGCGUCAGGAUCUUCCAAUAUUAAAUUUAUACAAAAGGUUUGGAUUUAAUUGUUAUGUUGGCUGGUUUAUUGGACUGAGAAUAUACUUAAUUCAUGACUUUUGAUGUAAUUUAUAGUUCUGUUUGUUAUACAUAUUGUUUGUUUCACUGUUAAGACUAUGAAUUGCUGUUUCAUAACCACUACUCCAGUUAUUUCACUAAUAAUAAUCAUAUUUUUACUAUAUGUUUACUCAUAACUAAAUUAUAUUUCCCAUACCUGGACAUUUGUUGUUACAGGAAGAGUUAAAUAAUACGAUGUAAUGUAUAGAACUAUGCUUAAUAAAUAAAAAAUGGUGCCAAU
Ahaetulla prasina is the source of this 1944-nucleotide messenger RNA. Its product is annotated as gap junction beta-2 protein-like. The transcript is spliced from 4 exons. The record is from RefSeq and is a predicted model, not a curated record. Lineage: Eukaryota; Metazoa; Chordata; Lepidosauria; Squamata; Colubridae. Bases 614 to 1294 code for a protein of 226 amino acids. Gene Ontology annotation, cellular component: connexin complex. Gene Ontology annotation, biological process: cell communication.